AUGAAAAGAAAAGCCUGUGCUGAAGUUGCUAUCAACUCCAUCGAUUUUGACCUUCCUGAGGACGUAUCCGAAUCUGAGUUGAUAUCCAAAGUCCAUGAGCUGAAUAUGAAUCCCAAUGUUCAUGGUACAUUGGUACAACUACCAUUGCCUAAACAUAUAAACGAGGAGAAAAUUCUGAGUGAAAUAUCGCUCGAAAAGGAUGUCGAUGGAUUUCAUCCCCUAAACCUUGGCGGAUUGGCAAUGAAAGGCGGAGAUCCAUUGUUCGUACCCGUACACCAAAGGGCUUUUCUUGCUGGCAAGUUGAAGGCACUGGUGGCUUUACUUAAAACUUAA
Striga hermonthica is the source of this 333-nucleotide messenger RNA. NCBI's taxonomy places the organism in Eukaryota, Viridiplantae, Streptophyta, Magnoliopsida, Lamiales, Orobanchaceae. The record is from the annotation of a GenBank genome assembly.